Brenthis ino (lesser marbled fritillary) is the source of this 1893-nucleotide messenger RNA. NCBI's taxonomy places the organism in Eukaryota, Metazoa, Arthropoda, Insecta, Lepidoptera, Nymphalidae. The record is from the annotation of a GenBank genome assembly.
AUGGCACGAAAUUCAAUGCUGAAUAGCGAUGAAAUAUCUGCUAUUAUAAAUGAUGAACUGAAUGAGGACAAUUUUGAGGGCGAUUCUGCCAGCGAAACCGAAGACUUCGUCGAGGAAGAUUGUGUCCAAGACGAUGAAAAUUAUGAGCCUUCGGACUCUGAAGAUGAUCUUCCAGCAGAUCCACAAGUCACAGCACAGGUGCUUGCCUCCAGCUCGCCCACAAAUCAGCUUCUUGCAGAACCUUGGCUAAAAGUAAGACUGGCAGUUACAACCAUGCCUAGACACGUAAUUGACAAUAUCCAUAGUGUUCUACAGUUCCAACAAUCCCGAACUUUGACUAAUUCAAGAGCUGGCCCUGAACCUGAAGUACCUGGUACAUCAUCAGAUAUUGAACCUGGUAACCCUGAAGUAGCUUCGACAUCUACGGCAACAGAAGCGCGUAAGAGGAAAACGUGUAGUCAAUGUCAUUAUAAAAAAAAGCGUAUGACAAAAACGAUAUGUGCCACUUGUAAGAAACCGAUUUGUGGUGAACAUAAGCUACUUCAAAAUCUCGGCAAAGUAGAUCGGACGCUGGACGAUAUAUUCGAAGAGCACCUCCAGAACUUCAACCGACAGCAUCAGCAGGCCACACGAUUGCAAAAGGAAUUCAACAACUACAUACGAUGCAUACGAGCCGUUCAAACAGCAUCAAAAACCCUAAUGGAGGCGAUCACAGAGGUGUACGAAAGCGGGUGGUCGGGCCACGACCUGCUCUACGUACAAGCGCAGAACAUGGAGAUGUUAUGGCAGGACUUCUCCCACAAACUAGGCGAUCAAGUACUCAUACCUCUCAACACGUAUACCAACCAGUUUCCGGAAGUUAGGAAAAAAGUCGAAAAACGUGGAAGGAAAUUAGUGGACUACGACAGUCAGAGGCACAGUUUCCAAAACCUACAGGCCAAUGCCGCUAAGAGAAGAGAUGACGUCAAGGUAACCAAAGGCCGCGAGCACUUAGAAGAAGCAAAGCGUACAUACGAAGUGCUUAACUCCGAACUGCACGACGAACUGCCCGCACUCUACGACUCCCGCGUGCUGUUCUACGUGAACAAUCUGCAAACACUCUUCUCGGCUGAACAACUUUUCCAUUCUGAGAGCUCAAAGGUGUUCGCGGAGCUGGAGGCGAUAACGGACAAGCUGGCGAUGGAGAGCCAGCGCGGCUCCUACAAGAAGCCGGCGGCGCGCGCCGCGCACAACGGCAGCGCCGCGCCGCCCUCGCCGCCCGCCGCCGCGCCCGCGUCCGCCCCCGCCCACGCCACGCUGCAGACGCCGCCCUCCCCCGCGCUCAACGGGGCCUCCCCGCCCUCCCCCGCGGCCCCCGCGAGGGCCUCGCCCGACUCCCGCGGCUCGCCCGAGGCCCCCGCGCGGGGCUCCCCCGAGGCCCCCGCGCGGGGCCCCCCCGGCUCGCCCGCGCGGGGCUCCCCCGACAACGCGGACAAGAAGGUGGAGGAACUGUAUGAUAUACCUGUCGAUGGUCCUGCAGGGUCGCCGGAAACGGCGGCAAAACUCAACAACAACGUCGAUGAAAAAAAACAAGAUGGAGAGAAAGAGAAGGAAAUAGAAAAGGAAAUGGAUAAGAAAGAGACGGAAAAACAAAAUGAAACGAAAAACGAAGAAGUUUACGAUAUACCUGUUGGGGCGACGCUGGGCGGGCUGCCGGCGGGCGCGCUGUACCGCGUGCGCGCCACCUACCGCUACACGCGCGAGGACAGCGACGAGCUCUCCUUCGACGUGGGCGACGUCAUCCGCGUCGUCGAGUACGACGACCCCGACGAGCAGGAGGAAGGCUGGCUAAUGGGCAUAAAGGAAUCGACGAACGAGAAGGGAAUGUUCCCGGCCAACUUCACGCGGCCGAUC